GGUCGGUUUGACUGAGGCGCUAAGUUCGUAGUAGCGAGUUAGUUUACAUUAGACAACACGGGUUUAGACAUUUUCUAUAUUUAGUAGGCAAGUUCUAUAUUCUAUCCUUCAUUUAAAUAAUAAGCGCUUUUUAUUAAAAAUCAAUGAAGCUGCACUUUCAGAAAAAUUAAAGAUGUUGUUUCGGCUAAAUGUAAUCACACUGUUUGAAUUCGAGCCUUGCUGAAUAUUCAGCGAAAUAAUUUCAGACGAAGAAUUUUACUGCAUUUAUAUACUCUUUAACUAUUCACUAAGUCCUUUAAAUGUAUACAAAAGCCAACAAGUUGGGUUUUUGUCCAAGAUUGUUGAAAUAUAAUUUACAAUUAAAACUUUUUUCAAUGAUAAAAAAAGAACCAUGAUUUGGCUUCUCCUUAAUCGAAAUAUAUUAAACAUGUAGUUUAUUAGAAUAUAUUUGAUGUAUCGUCAACAUUUGAAGAAAAGAAUUUCGUCUAGUAGUUAUAUUUAGAUUUUGUUAUUGGUGAAAUAUAUACAGACUAUAAUCUUUUAAGUAAACUAGAAAUGGCGAGUUGAAUCUUAAUUUUUUCAAUAUAACCGAAGUCAGAAGCGUCGUUUCUUUAUAUAGAGACACUUCAUAAGACACAUAAUCAAGAAAAUGUUUAUUUCCGAAGCAGAAAUUGAAUUUCUCAUCGGUGCCGUAGAGAAUAUAGGGUUAUUGAUGUUUGUACUUUCCGAACUCUUCGGAGAUAACCGAGCCGCUUCAUAAUAAAGUGCUUCUUAAAACUAACUGUUCUGAAAAGAAGUAAAUGGAUCCUAUUUUACUCCACAUAACAUAUAAUGACUAUUUUAAGCAUUUCGAUGUCAUUACAUUUCCUUUUUUUUUAAAUCAAGAAGACUGAAUGCUGUUUCUUUUGAAUUCGUCUAAAGUCAGCUUUACAUUUUGAAAUAUAUAUAUAUAUUUAAAAAAAGUAAUUUAGUUUUUAAGAUUGGCAAUACGUUGCUUGCAACUGCGGAUUCUGAACAAUUACAUGCAUUUUGUUUCGAAGUUAGAUUUUGAAAUGAAGUCACAAAAUUAAUUUGGCAAAGUAGGUGACUUGCAACAACGAAAUUGCCUAAUUUUUUUUUAUACAUCUAUCAAUUAUUUAGAUUAGUUUGAUGCCUAGACUAAACGUAUGGGUUGAAUUCCCAUAUGAAGAUACGGAUAUUUAUAGGGAAAAAAAUGUCCUAAAAGUUGAACUAAAGCUAAGUGGUCCUGACGUUCUACACGAGAGUACAUCUCGAAUAUCGUAUUUACAGCUUCAUAUAUAUUUUUAUCAUUUUUUUGAAUCUAUGCAUAUCAAUACAUGUUAGGACAAGUCCAUUCUAUUUAUGUAUAAAUCUUUCAAUUUGCGGAAAGUGUUUAGAAUGCGGAAGAGCUUAAUACCUAUUGGAUGAGAUUAUAUAGAUACUUUUUAUCUCAAAUGUGACUCUCUAUUUGAACAUUCAAAGUCAUUGCAAAGUGUUUUGUGAAAAUGAUUUUUAUAAACGUUCAAUGGAUAAUAAUAAUAAUAAAAAGAACCGAAUGAAGGAUUUGUGCGACAUUCGGAAUAAACAUUCUGUUCUUGCUCUAGUCUUCCUAAUAGGAAAUACGUCCUAAACAAGGGCAGAAAUAAAAGUGAAUUCGAGUUCAGAAAAAAUACAAGAGAAAAAGAUCAAAAGGGGAACAAAUGAUGCGAAUAGGUCAGAUAAAUGAUGUACCUCCUAGAAAUAAUCAACGCUGGUUGAUUAACCAUUAACCAGGUUCCGAGAAUGUGUAGCUGGCUGCCCUGUUUACUUGCAGUUCUCGCUCUCUCGAUGCCUUUCUCUUCAGUGGCCCAACAACCCGACGAUAUUCCAAGGUUUGAAUCUGAAACCGAUAAAGAAAUAUUGGAUGCCAUCUUAGAUCGCAAACGAUACGAUUUCAGAAUGAGACCUAACAAUAAGACUGAAGUGAAUGUGACCGUCCUCAUCUUAUCACUCUCAUCACCUGAUGAAUCCAGUCUUAAAUACGAAGUGGAGUUCCUCCUCCACCAGAGCUGGGAUGACCCCCGGCUAAAAUACGAGGACAGCGGGAAGUACAGAUACCUGAAUGCCAUAUCACAUUAUCAAGUGCUGUGGACGCCUGACAUCUAUUUCAUCAAACAUGGAGAAUUUAAAGCUCCUCUCGCACAAGUGCACAUGGCUUUAAAGAUCUUCAACAACGGCUCCGUCCGAUACAUUACUAGGCGCAGUAUGAUUUUAAAUUGUCAAGGAAAUUUGCAAAUAUUUCCUUUUGACAACCCCAAGUGUCCUUUUGCUAUUGAGAGUGUGUCCCAUGAGAUAUCAGAAUUGGAACUCCGAUGGGAGAAACAACCUGGGGGUGUAAGUGGGGCCACCUCCCUCAGAUACCACAACGCCUAUCUUGUCAAGAAUGAGACCGGAAUAUGCGAUAGCCAUGACACCUGGAGAGGGGAGUACAGUUGCCUCCGAGUCCUCCUGGUCUUCACGCGAGACAAAAUCUUUUACUUCAGCACAGUUUUUGCACCAGGUGUGGUCCUGGUGACCAGUUCCUUCAUCAGCUUCUGGCUGGACAUCAACGCCGUUCCUGCUCGCGUCAUGAUCGGCGUGACCACCAUGCUGAACUUCUGUACGACCACCAACAGCUUCCGUUCUACUUUGCCCGUCGUGUCUAACCUGACGGCGAUGAACUUGUGGGACGGUGUGUGCAUGUUCUUCAUCUAUGCAUCCAUGCUAGAGUUCAUUAUUGUCAACUAUCUGUACAGAAAAUAUCCGAAAAGACCAUCCAUCGGUGCCAGUGGAGCCUCUUCCAGUUUGGGUAGAUGGUGCGGAACAUUUGAGCAAUCCAGUGCCCUAAAGGACAACAACAGUAAUGAUCCAAGAGGAGGCGCUCAAGUGCCCAGAGAUGGUGAUGGUGCGGGCCACAGAUCUUUAUUCGGAUGGCUAAAGAGACAACCCAUCUACCCUCAUAGCAGGCAGAGGUUGUCCAAGGUCAUCGACAACGUCUCGAAGAUCCUCUUUCCACUGUCGUUUGGACUCUUCGUUCUCGGAUACUUCCUCACAUACGCAAUCAUAAAACCCACGCACUCAGAAAACUGGGAACUGUUGAGCAAUGGAUACACGUACUGAAUUGAUGUGUUUGCAACUCUUCCAGUGACUGUAGUUUAAAAAGACACUUCGCGUUUGUCUUUUGCUGGUAUCGAAUGCUCUUGACACCAAGUACCCAAAGUCACUUUAUUUAAAUCACUUUCUAUUCAAAAUGGUGGAUAGUUUUGGGCUACGUAGACAAAAGCAAAAAACAACGUGAAUAGCGUACAUACAAAGUACAGAAAUGGAAAUACUGUAGUUUCGAUUCUAUGAACAAAAAUCUUCCUCUCCAAAAGUGGGUGUUGUGGAGAACAAAAAUUACAGUAUACCCAUUUUUGUGGUUUAGUCACGUUAUUAUUUGCUUCAGUCACUUUCUAUUUAUAAGACUUACGACAAGCCACAUAACAAGAGCUGUUCUUGUUGUUUCAUUUCAACUGAAAUCCAAAUGCUGAAUUACAGAUGCAUUGUUAGGUGCAUAUGGGGGCCAAGAAGUUGGAAGAAUCCUAUUACGAGCUUUCUCAACUUACUGUAAGAAGGGUGUAUGAGUGUCGAAAGAAAACACCAUAUGAUGAUAAGUGCGUUACUAUGGGCCUCAUCCCAUUGUGGCCACUUACGAAUUGCCACACUUACCUGAUGUUUAAUCUUCUGCUUACGGCUGGUACAACAUGUGGACAUCAUGUAAUGGUACUUUUGGUACAUCGUAACUUGGAGCACUGUAAGCAAAUGGUUAAUUUAAUUUUUUGCUUACGGUGCUUAGUAUGAUGAAGCCAUUCUGGUACACUUAUUGUACGAGUCAUAAGCAAAAGGUUAAUUCAAAUUUUUGUGAUAGAAAAUAUUUUAUCGGUAUAAUUAAGGAAUUUAUCCAGUUUUUCUCUGCUUCAUACGGCAAUUGAGACUUAGGUGUAGCUUUUUAUCUUUCAAUUAAAGUAAUAAGAAAUCAAAUAAUGCAUAGUGUAGCACGGUCGCGUAUUUAUUUAUUUAUUUUUAAUUCGUUGCUACUUCUUUUUCUUUUAUCAAAAAAAAAAUAUAUAUAUAUUGUAAAUUGAAAGACUUAGAUUCAGAAAUAGCAAUUCUAUUUUUGAAUUAUUUUGAGGAAACACUUGUUUAGACUUAAAUAUUCAUUCAAUUUGUUGUAAUAAAAACUAAAUUUUAAAAAAAAAUAAUAAUUAAAAAUUUACAGUAACUUUAUAGUUUGUGUAAUCUAAGAACUUCGCCAGCCACAAAGGCUGAGGCCGUCUGGUGCUAUGGAAACAAGAAUGGCGCAUUUUAGGAAGGGUAGCUACACUCUAGGACUAACACAAUAGACCGAAGAGAUUCCCUUUCUUUCGACGACCCAAGCCGAAACCACUCUAAAACAGUGACUCCACACUCCUACUUGAAAUGGUCAUACCUCGUUACCAUGGUCACCGCCACAGCUCCAGACGAAUGUCUGGCGGAGUUCUUAUUUUAGACAAACUAUAGCUACUCCUGAGUUCUUAAUAGAAAAGAAAUAUUUUUAAGAAAGGUUAGCAAAUUUAUUAAAGAAUCCUGUGUUGUUUCAUUCUCCAAUGUUUUAUCGUUUUGUUCAUAUGCAAUUUCAAAACCAAAACACUUAAACUAGGAAGUAGCUCUGGGUUCAUUUUUCUCUUUUAAAAUGACGAUAAAACAUUGCCGAGACAUAAGACUGAAAAUCGUCUUAUCAGUCCAUUUUUACACUGUAACAUUUUUAAUGGAAAACAUAUGCUUUCUCGAUACAUGUAAUACUUUUCGGUAAAGUGGAACUUAUUUGAAAAAUGCCCGAUGAGUAGCAUUGUCUCCCCCAAUGAAGAACCCUCAUUUUAUGAAAGAGAACACACUUUGCUAUGCGAAGUAAAUUACAUAUCAUAUACCUAUUACAUA
Molecule: messenger RNA, 4974 nt
Organism: Parasteatoda tepidariorum (common house spider)
Lineage: Eukaryota; Metazoa; Arthropoda; Arachnida; Araneae; Theridiidae
Source: RefSeq, a predicted model, not a curated record